AUGAGUCAAUCAAGACAAACAUCUGGUUUAACAACAUCUACAUCUCAUUAUACAUCAUCCAGAUCAUUAAAUUCACCAUCAAUAAAAGCACUUCAACUUGAAUAUGCAAAAUUACAAAAAGAACCAGUAGAAGGUUUUACUGUUAAACUUGAUGAUGAUUCAAAUUUGUACAAAUGGCAUGUGGGAAUAUUUGGACCACCAGAUACUCUAUAUGAAGGUGGUUAUUUUAAAGCUGAUAUGGAAUUUCCAACAACUUAUCCAUUUGCUCCACCAAAAGUACGUUUUCUUACAAAAAUGUGGCAUCCAAAUAUAUACGAAAAUGGUGAAGUAUGUAUAUCAAUUCUCCACCCACCAACUGAAGAUCCACAAUCAGGUGAACAUCCAAGUGAACGUUGGAAUCCAACACAAAAUGUACGAACAAUUUUAAUGUCAAUAAUAAGUUUAUUAAAUGAACCAAAUUGCUCAUCACCUGCUAAUGUUGAUGCAAGUGUUAUGUAUCGAAAAUAUAAAGAAAAUAAAGAUAAUGAAUAUGAAACAAUAAUAAAAAGACAAGUUAAUGAAUCACGAUUAAUUGCUGAACAAGAAGGUAUAACUAUACCAAAAACACUUGAUGAUUAUGUUGCACCAUCACGUGCUGGUGCACUUGGAUUAAAUAAUGGAAAAAAUGGUAAAAAAUCCGCUUAUAAUACCUUAUCACAUGAAGAUGAUGUUGAUCUAGGAAUUGAUGAUGAUGAUGAUCAAGUGGCUGAUAUGGCUGAUGAUGAUGAUGGAUCUUAUGAUGAAAGUGAUUAA
This is a messenger RNA of Rotaria sordida, 792 nucleotides long. Lineage: Eukaryota; Metazoa; Rotifera; Eurotatoria; Philodinida; Philodinidae. The record is from the annotation of a GenBank genome assembly.